AUGGCAACGUCAGCUUGGGACAAAGCAUUCAUCUCAAACAACUCUCUGCGCUACGCCAUCGUCCACAUUUUGCGGCUAGUAAAUAUCUUCGAUGUCACAUUCGUCGCCCUGCAACUAGGCAUCUCAAGUUUACGGCAGCAGCAAUGCCAAAGUCAACCCAGUAUCGUUUUCCCAUUCCGUGGAAGCAGGCAUGGUAGCCUCCUCAAGCUACUGGGUUGGACGAUACCUGCCUGGUGGAUCUAUAUGGAAGACGAUGCGCUAUCGGCGGCUAGCACUUGGCAAAAUCCAGAUACCGAGAGAUUCACGUCCAGUGUUGGGUCCAGGCCUAGACUCUCUCUCCCCGCCCUCGCUUCGAACAAGCUAGCCUUUUGGCAGACCGCCGUCGACCGCCUCCCAACGCCAACCAGCGCCAUCAGCCCCAACAAAACCCUCCCCUUUUCUCACCCGAUCCGGCAAGUGCACCAAGCAUGCGAGACCACCGCCAUUGUGGUUCGUUGGAGUCACUGGAAAGGCUCUCGUCAGCCCUACGUCCACGCACGGAACGCUUCUUUGGAAUCAGAGACAAUGUCGAGCAGAAGCGUCGCCAUCACUUGGGCGGGUACUUCAGCCGAUCCUCUGCACCCGGACUUGAUAAUCCGGGCUUGCUCAGUAAUCACCUUGGUUGUCAAAGAGGUUCAAACACAAGACGGGCCGGGAUUGCACUGGAACCACUGGAUAACAUUAGCAGCUGCGCGCGGGGCGGUCACUUCUUGCUCUGAUCUUCAAACUCUCAUCAUCUGCGCCCUGGGAGGCAGCCUCGAUUGGCUGCUGUUUUCAGUUCUGGUUGCGACCCUGUUGAAACACAAAGCCAUGACAGGGGCCAAGACGAAGCCACUUGUUUCGGCGAAAGUCAGCUGUAUUGAGUCACCUCAGCUUCAUUGGGGAAAUGCCCCUCAAGUAGCGUUGACUAUCGCUCUUUCUAGCGACUAUUAUUGGGGCAUUCCCCAGACCAGCGUAUGGAAGGAGAAAAUCAGAUUCGACUGUCUCAUUAGCAGAACGCGCUUGGACGCCCAGCCGUUGGUUCAUAGUGGACGUGCCAUUGCGGGUGGAUCAUCAACACCUUCUCUCCUAGCGGGAAGAACAUAUCAUCCCCUCGAUCGCGGUCGUUGUGUCCGUCAUCGGGCCUUACGGAUACAAUUCACAACCCCUCCCGAGAAAGAAUGCUGGAGCCUGAGCCACCAUAUCUUGGCAAGAGUCCGAACACGCGGAGACAGUCGAUCGCAUCUUGCCGUUCGUACCCAAUGGAGCGGCACUUUUGAGGUGAUCUCGUUUGCUGCGCGGUAUACCGGUACUUCUUCUGGCCUCGUAGCAGCUUUUGCCCUCGCCAUCGCGCAACCAGACUGA
Messenger RNA from Colletotrichum lupini, 1383 nucleotides. RefSeq lists its product as uncharacterized. The transcript is spliced from 10 exons. Lineage: Eukaryota; Fungi; Ascomycota; Sordariomycetes; Glomerellales; Glomerellaceae. The record is from RefSeq and is a predicted model, not a curated record. Bases 1 to 1383 code for a protein of 460 amino acids.